ACCGGGUGUCGUCAUUUCCCGCGGAGCUGUCAAAACAGUAGCUUGGGUUAGCGGUUAGUGUGGAAAUGCUCCGCGUUGGGUUUUAAAACGGGACCAAACUGGAUUUUUACCCACCAGAAAAAUGUAGUUAGGGACUUUUCCACAUCCUUGUUGCCUUUUUUAGUACGUGACAUACACAUACACGACAUUUCGGUCCACAUUUGGUUGCUGACCAGCUCCGCUGAAAGGCUUCUUCCUCCUCCUGCACUGCAGCGGCGGCUGAACGGGGCAUGGAGGCACACAGUUCAGGGCUGAGCAGGAAAAGGAGAAGAGAGGGAUCCAACGGAGAAGCAGGGGAUGAAGGACGGGGGGCAAAAAUCCCACGAAGCACUUCUGGCCUGACCGACCCCGCGCCCUUUGCUGAUCAGUUGGAGAUUGUGAAGACUCCUUACACUCGAGUGAAUUUAGAAGAAGCCCGUCGUGGUACACCAGAGAAUCGUCCAGUGCGUGUGUAUGCUGAUGGCAUUUUCGACAUGUUUCACUCCGGACACGCCCGCGCUCUGAUGCAGGCUAAGCGUCUUUUUCCCAACACCCAUCUCAUUGUAGGCGUAUGCAGUGAUACUUUGACACACAAACUCAAGGGCUUCACUGUUAUGAAUGAGGACGAGCGCUACGAUGCAGUGAGCCACUGUCGCUACGUGGACGAGGUGGUCAGGGACGCACCGUGGACGCUAACGCCAGAAUUUCUGGCUGAGCACAGAAUUGACUUUGUCGCCCAUGACGAUAUCCCCUACGUUUCCGCUGGGAGUGACGAUGUUUACAAGCACAUAAAGGAGGCAGGCAUGUUUGCACCAACGCAACGAACAGAGGGCAUCUCCACAUCAGACAUAAUCACCCGUAUUGUCCGGGACUACGACGUUUAUGUGCGACGCAACCUGCAGAGAGGCUACACUGCCAAGGAGCUUAACGUCAGCUUCAUCAACGAGAAGAAGUACCACCUGCAGGAGCGUGUGGAUAAGGUGAAGCAGAAGGUGCGCGACGUGGAAGAGAAGAGUAAGGAGUUUGUGCAGAAGGUUGAGGAGAAGAGCAUCGAUCUCAUUCAGAAGUGGGAGGAGAAAUCCAGAGAGUUUAUCGGCAACUUCCUGCAGAUGUUUGGACCGGACGGGGCACUGAAGCACAUGUUGAAGGAAGGUAAAGGGCGGAUGCUGCAGGCGAUCAGUCCCCGACACAGCCCCAGCAGCAGCCCGGCGCGGGAAGAGCGCUCUCCUUCACCCACCUUCCGUCUUCCUUUCUUCACUAAAACCUCUCCCUCCAGCUCUCCUCCUCGCUACAGCGAUGCACACAGCAUCAGCGAGGACGAGGAGGACUAGAGGACGUCUCAUCUUCAUCAUCACCUUCUGUUUGUUCCUCCGUUAUGAUUGUAUUAUUAUUACUAUUAUGGUAUUCACUAGAAAUCAGGUGCCUACACACAUCUGUUUGCCACUUCGGUAAAAAGUCUCUCUUUGUUUAAAGCAAUAGCCCAGCGUUUUGUAGCCCAGUCUCUGUCUGGUGCAUCAGCAGCAAGUACCAUGGACAGUAAUUUGCCCAUAUUUAGAAAGGAGCGCCAUAUUAUUGUCUGAAGCAUUUGGCUCUCCGAUAUAGAUUCAUAAGAUAGAGAUUAAGUGCAAAAUGCUGGAGUAUUCCUUUAACCUCCAACCAACAGUGUUCAACUUUGAAAGAAGUCCUAACCUGUAAUACACAAUCAUAUUGCCUAAAUUAGCCUAGAAAUUUAGCGAGGAGUUUGAUUUUGGCAUAUCCAAUACACUCGGUUUUGUCUCUCCUCUACUGUUAACCACUAUAUGAAGGACAAAUGUAUAGUUAGUUUUUUUUCCCCCCAAAAGCCUCUCCAAUGUUUGUGUAAUUAUGUAUUUUUAAAAAAAAAGCACAUAACAUGUUUGAUCUGUGCAUUAAAUCUAGUAUAUACUACUAUUAAACCGUUAAACCCAGAAUGAUCCAUACAGUGCAGGGCACAGACUAUGCAGCCAUCCAACUGGCCUAUCCAUGCACUAGGGCUGAACGAUGAAUCUUUAUCUUAUAUAAAUUGCAAUUUGAAAGGGUGCAGUUUCCAAAGCUGCGAAGCCUUAAUACAUCCUACAUUAUUUAACACAGUCAUAACAACUUGAUAAAGCUGCACUAUGUAACAUUUUUUUAAAUUCAAAUUGAAAGAAGUGGCAUUACUGCGCCAGGCAUAUAAAUGCUAUGUUCACAUUACCAGGUUGAAGUGGCGCAAAUCUGAUUUUUGGCCCUGAUGUGACUCGGAUCUGAUGUUUUCAAAUUCGACCUGAGCCACUUUCAUAUGUGGUCCUAGAUCAGAUACG
This is a messenger RNA of Pygocentrus nattereri (red-bellied piranha), 2336 nucleotides long. Its product is annotated as choline-phosphate cytidylyltransferase A-like. NCBI's taxonomy places the organism in Eukaryota, Metazoa, Chordata, Actinopteri, Characiformes, Serrasalmidae. The transcript is spliced from 9 exons. The coding region runs from base 270 to 1349 and encodes 359 amino acids. Gene Ontology annotation, molecular function: phosphatidylcholine binding; choline-phosphate cytidylyltransferase activity. The record is from RefSeq and is a predicted model, not a curated record. Gene Ontology annotation, biological process: CDP-choline pathway. Gene Ontology annotation, cellular component: endoplasmic reticulum.